Hirsutella rhossiliensis is the source of this 741-nucleotide messenger RNA. RefSeq names its product dienelactone hydrolase family domain-containing protein. The transcript has 2 exons. The record is from RefSeq and is a predicted model, not a curated record. Gene Ontology annotation, molecular function: hydrolase activity. Lineage: Eukaryota; Fungi; Ascomycota; Sordariomycetes; Hypocreales; Ophiocordycipitaceae. Bases 1 to 741 code for a protein of 246 amino acids.
AUGACACAAAUGGCUGACGGCAACAGGGGCGAGCCGACGGGCGGGAUGAUCAAAGUCGACGGCAAGAUUGACGCGUACCUGGCCAAGGCGUCGUCCGAGGCCAAGGCGCGCAAGGGCUGCGGCAUCCUCUACCUGCCCGACGUCAUCGGCAUCUGGCAGAACAGCAAGCUCAUGGCCGACAGCUUUGCCGCCAACGGCUACACGACGCUCGUGCUGGACCUCUUCAACAGCGACCCGAUGCCGCUCAACAGGCCCGACGGCUUCGACUUUGCCAAGUGGAUGCAGCACGGCUCUGACGGCAAGAACCCGCACACGACCGAGGCCGUCGACCCCAUUGUCGUGGCCGGCAUCAAGGCCAUGCGAGACCUGGGUAUCACCAAGAUUGCCGCCGUGGGCUACUGCUUCGGCGCCAAGUACGUCGUGCGUCACUACAAACACGGCAUCGACUGCGGCUUCGUCGCGCACCCCUCGUUUGUCGACGAGGACGAGCUCGCAGCCAUCGGCGGCCCGCUGUCCAUUGCCGCUGCUGAGACGGACGCCAUCUUCCCGGCCGACAAGCGGCACCGGUCCGAGGAUAUUCUCUUCAAGACUAAGAAGCCCUAUCAGAUCAACCUGUACUGCGGCGUCGAACAUGGCUUCGCCGUGCGAGGGGCUGCCGACGUCAAGGUGCAGAGGUUCGCCAAGGAGCAGGCGUUGAAACAGGCCAUCACCUGGUUUGACGUGUUUCUCGAUGACGCCUGA